Messenger RNA from Adelges cooleyi (spruce gall adelgid), 2448 nucleotides. Its product is annotated as mesoderm induction early response protein 1-like. The record is from RefSeq and is a predicted model, not a curated record. Gene Ontology annotation, molecular function: histone deacetylase binding; transcription corepressor activity. Lineage: Eukaryota; Metazoa; Arthropoda; Insecta; Hemiptera; Adelgidae. Gene Ontology annotation, biological process: negative regulation of transcription by RNA polymerase II. The transcript has 3 exons. Gene Ontology annotation, cellular component: nucleoplasm. Bases 280 to 1026 code for a protein of 248 amino acids.
CGAACCUUACCGAGCUUAAUUGAUAUAAAAUAAUAUUUAUACAUUAUAACAUAUAAUUAAAGUUAAAAUCGUUUGAUUAUGUUCAACGUCCAUUCGAAUUUAUCGUUAUGAUGUAAUUUAGUUGUACAUUCUUUAAAAUAAUGUUUGUGUACUAUUCUGUUUUCAAAUUUUACCACUGAAUUCUAUAUUUUCGCAUUAAUUUUGUUCUUUGUGAUAAUACAUUCUAAGAAUUUGGAAUACAAAUUUGGUUUUAUUUUCAAAGGUACAUAAAUUGUUACAAUGGCGAAACGGAUGUCCAUCGACCGCCCAGAUUACUCGGAUCCUACUGACGAUAGUGAUGGAAGUGAUGUCGAAGAAGUUAAAAAGAAAACAAUUAUGGUAGGAAGUGAUUAUCAAGCUCAAAUCCCUGAUGGGCUUUCUAAGUACGGAGACGAUCCACCUUAUCAAAAUGCCGAUAAAGUUCUUUGGGAACCGUAUAGCACAUCCGAUACGGCUAUUGCAGACUACCUUCAUCAUAUUCAUCAGCUUUCUCAAGGCACAAAUAUAAUACCAAAAGGGAAACAUGUACGUGAUGAUGAAAAUGCAUUGUUUUUACUAUUACAAUGCGGAUAUAACAUAGAUGAAGCGUUACGUCGGAUCACACUUAAAGACCAGAUGUUCGGGCGCAGGGCAAUGAUGGUGUGGUCUGAAGAAGAAUGUAAAAAUUUUGAAAAUGGAAUACGAUGUUUCAAUAAAAAUUUUUAUUUAAUCCAGCAACACAGAGUAACUACAAGAACUGUGGGGGAACUUGUACAUUUUUAUUAUUUGUGGAAAAAGACUGAAAGGCAUGACGUAUUUGCUAGUAAAGAACGAUUGGAAAAAAAGAAAUAUGCUCUUCAACCGGGUAUUACGUUUUAUGAAGACGGUGAAAAUUCAGUUCUGAAUCAGAAAUCAAAUCAAGUUGGCAAUUGCUUAAUUUAUUGUGAUCCUAAACGGCUACAACGUAUGGAAGCGUCGGGUGUUCAUGUUUCCAUAAAUGAGAAUUAACAGACUGUCAACUAUAAAUAAAAGAAUAAAGGAAGUCUACUUUUUUUUGCAAAAAUUGUGAGUAUUACAUAACAAUGAUUCUAAAAUAACGUUUAUAUGUAAAAAGACAAAUCUAAUACUAACGAGAAAAUGUUUUUAUUGUUAUUCCAAUUACAAAAAAUUUCUGAUGUAUGUAUUAGCUUUGAUGCGUCGUAGCUGUCAAUUAUGAUUUAUUAGUUUAGUAUGAUUGUACAGAAAACUGGCUACUCCAAGUUUAUAUUUUAUUUUUCAUUGUGAAAAAAUAUUUUAAGAUAAUUUGUCUUACCAUAAACGUUAAUUAUUAGUAUAUUGUAGUAAAAGAAUAAAUUUAAUAUUGCUUUAUGUUAAAACGUAAAUUUAUUUUCUUAUCUCCUUGCAUUUAUUAAGUUAAAGUCAAAAACAAUAAUAAUAAUAAUUACUUUGAUUAUUUAUAUAUAUAUAUGUAUUGUACAUGUAUUUACAUAUAUAUUCAUUGUGAAAGAAAGUAUUUUACUUUAGACACUAUGGUGCUUUUUUCUCCAGGUUUAUAUUCUUAAACUGUUGUAUUUUUUGUAAUGUCAAUUUCCUUUUUAUACAUUUAAAAUGUAAAAUAGUAUUAUACAAAUUUAUAUUUUAUUGUGGCUAUUAUCAUUUUUUAAUUUUAAAUUGUAAAUAAUUUUCUACCUUUUUUUUUAUACAUUUCAACUAUUAAUGUUAAUUAUUUUUUUUUUACAUUAUUUAUUUUUAACUAUUUUCUUCCUCCUCCCCUUAGUAAGCAGAGCUUGUGCGAGAUAGCGACGUGCAACUUUUUAUCAAUAAAUGGGUGACAAAUCCAAUACCUCUAGUACCAAGUUAAAAAAUAAUUUCCCUAUUAUUUGUAACCAGAACAUAUACAUUUAUUUACUAGUUAUUAUUGUAAUUAAGAUUAACCAGAAAUUGUUUUUAAUUACCAUGCUAUUAUUAUACCUAUUUAAUUUUUAUACGUGUAUAUAAAUUUAUUGAAUUAUUUGUGUUUUUAUAAUCAUUUAAAAUUUUAGAGUAGAUUUUGUAUUUUUGUCACCAUAAUUAUUAUUUUUUAGAAAUUUAACAGAGUAUAAUAUUUAGUUUUUGUUACUGUGAAGACAUACUUUUUUAUAUUUUCGAUCGAUUAAUAAAAUUAGUCUUAUAUAAACUUUUUAAAGUUUAUAUAAAAAUGCAUUGACCUACUUUGUUUUUAUGGAUUAGCUAUAAUAUUGGUAUAUUAUAUUAUAUUAAUGGCAAUUUUUUUUUUAAAAAUAUAUUGUGUUUUGUAAUAUGGAUUAAAAAUUGUACAUAAUAUUUUUAGUUUAUUCAAAACGGAAUUGUGCUGCUUACGCUACACUAUUCGGCUUACAAUAAUAACAUUCUAAAUAGGACAGAAUAUUGAUUCAACUGAAUAUAAUAUUU